CAUACAUACGUGUCGUUAACAACAUCGGACUCACUCUCUCUCGGCAUCAUCGAUUCAUUCGCGUUAUCGAGGAUGUAUCUUCUCCGAGCGUUGGGAGACGAAGCGAUAUUGCGGGCGCGCCGCAUCUUUGUCGAGCUGCCGCGCCGAUCGAUCACGAAGAUGUCGGUGCGGCAAGCGUUGAAUGAGGCGCUCGACGAGGAAUUGGCCCGGGACGAGAACGUAUUCAUAUUAGGGGAGGAAGUAGCGCAGUUUGACGGCGCUUACAAGAUAACGCGCGGCCUUUGGAAGAAAUACGGCGACAAGAGAUUGAUCGACACACCGAUAACCGAGGCUGGAUUCUGCGGCAUAGCCGUAGGCGCGGCGCUCAUGGGCUUACGGCCGAUAUGCGAGUUCAUGACCUUCAAUUUCUCCAUGCAAGCCAUCGACCGCGUGGUCAACGGCGCCGCGAAGAAUCUUUACAUGAGCGCCGGAAGAUUUCCGGUCCCCGUCGUGUUCCGCGGGCCGAACGGCAACUCCAAGGGUCUGGCCGCGCAGCACUCCCAGUGCUUCGCCGCGUGGUACAUGAGCGUGCCCGGGCUCAAGGUCGUGUCGCCAUCGACCAGCGAGGAUUACAGGGGCUGCCUGAAAGCUGCUGUGAGAGACCCCGACCCGGUGGUGAUGCUGGAGAGCGAGUUGCUUUACCCCGUCGAGUUCCCCGUAUCCGACGAGGCCCUGGACAAGAACUACGAGAUACCCUUCGGCAAGGCCAAGGUGGAGAAAGCCGGCAAGCACAUCACCUUGGUGACGCACGGCCAGGCGUACGUGUUCACGCUUCAGGCAGCCGAGACACUGGCCGGGCAAGGGAUCGAGGCGGAAGUGGUGAACCUGCGCUCCCUGAGACCCCUGGACUGGGACACCAUCUUCAAGUCGAUCGGCAAGACGCACAGGCUGAUGACCGUCGAGCUGGGCUGGCCUCGUUGCGGCGUCGGCUCCGAAAUCGUCGCUACGGUGAUGGAAAAUCCGGUGUUCUUCCAGUUGGACGCGCCCGCGAUCCGGUGCACCGGAAUCGACGUCCCGAUGCCGUAUUCGGAACCGAUCGAGAACGAGUGCACUCCGAAGGAUCACAACAUAGUCGAAUAUGCUAAGCGCGUUUGCGGCAUGAAAUUUUAACUCCCGCGUAAUCCGCGUUUGUGCUCGUCGACGCAAAUAAAGUCU
Messenger RNA from Dinoponera quadriceps, 1194 nucleotides. RefSeq names its product pyruvate dehydrogenase E1 component subunit beta, mitochondrial-like. Gene Ontology annotation, molecular function: pyruvate dehydrogenase (acetyl-transferring) activity. The record is from RefSeq and is a predicted model, not a curated record. The coding region runs from base 73 to 1149 and encodes 358 amino acids. The transcript has a single exon. NCBI's taxonomy places the organism in Eukaryota, Metazoa, Arthropoda, Insecta, Hymenoptera, Formicidae. Gene Ontology annotation, biological process: pyruvate decarboxylation to acetyl-CoA.